Messenger RNA from Geodia barretti, 486 nucleotides. NCBI's taxonomy places the organism in Eukaryota, Metazoa, Porifera, Demospongiae, Tetractinellida, Geodiidae. The record is from the annotation of a GenBank genome assembly.
CUGAUCGACGACGGCGACGAGCCGGUCUCCAUCGCGCUGUCCGAGACCAGAAUCCGCUUCGACAUCGGUGCGGCCCAGCUCACCUCGAAGCUCAUCGACGGCUCGUUCCCGGACUACGAGCGGGUCAUCCCGCGCGGUAACCAGAAUGUGUUGACCGUGGCGAACGGUGGCUUCGCCGAGGCCGUGGACCGGGUCUCCUCGAUCUCCACGGACCGCUCCCAUGCCAUCAAGCUCUCCAUCCGCUCGGGCGCGGUCACGCUGCAGGCCAACAGCCCCGACACGGGAACCGCGACCGAAGAGCUGGACGCCGACUAUGGCGCCGAGCCCCUCGAUAUCGGUCUCAACGCGCGCUAUAUUCUUGAUGUCGCAGGGCAAAUUGAAAGCGAGUCGAUCCGCUUCUUCUUCGGCGAUGCCGGCUCGCCGACGCUGGUGCGGGACACCGGCGAUUCCGGCGCGCUCCACGUCAUCAUGCCGCUCCGCGUCUAG